Molecule: messenger RNA, 928 nt
Organism: Laetiporus sulphureus 93-53
Lineage: Eukaryota; Fungi; Basidiomycota; Agaricomycetes; Polyporales; Laetiporaceae
Exons: 2
Coding region: 35-562 (175 amino acids)
Source: RefSeq, a predicted model, not a curated record
AAGAGAGCAAGUGCACGCAGACGGUUGCAUAAUUAUGUCACUCGUUGUCCGUUGCCGGGUGGCUGGUGCUGAUUGGCGCAUCUGUGGCCAUCGUCACCCUUUUCGUCCAUCCGCUCUGUUCUCUCCCUCUCCGCUGCUUAUUGUUAUCGUCACGCUGUCUCCCGCUUGGCCGUUUGUCCCGCCUGCGUGUUGCUGUCUAUGCGGAUUACUGUCGUCUCGCUUGCGUGUCUGUCGAGUUUGGACCCCUCGUCUGUCCAAGGGUGCGGUUCGAUCUAACAUAUUUGCUGCAUCGGAACUACCGUCAAUUCACUAUGGCGUUGCCCAUGAUGGUUGCUUAUUAUACUCUUCCUCUGUUGUUCAUUGCUGCUCGUCUGCCCUACCGCUCCUUGUUGCCUUUGGUGCGUCAGCAUGGCAUGAGUGUGAGGUUGGCGAUCGUGCAUUGGAUGCUAUCACGCUCGCGCUUCUUCGACAUACUUGCGAUGAUUCCUGCCCACCUUCUGUGUAUGAGUUUGCUGUCUGCAGAGGCAACGAUAUCAUCGACCAUGUUCCUCGGAAGUUAUAAGUCCGCGUGAAAUUUAGCGUUCGUUUCUAGUAGUGAUCGCUUGCGCCCCGUCGCAAUGUGAGUUGAUCCGUUUCGUCUGUUCCUUGAAGUGGUCUGCUGCGUCGCGCACGUAUUUUGCGUCGGAUGAGUUUGCGGUCUAUGCUCCUGUAUCGUCUUUGACUGCUUUUUUGUUAUUGGAUCAGCUGCUAUGACUCGCAGUUGUUCAUGAGAUUGUCGGCAGACGACGACACCGUUUAUGGGCGAACCACUACCAAGGCCAUAAGUUUAGGGAGACCAAAAGGCCACGGUAAUUCCAUCUCCAGCGCCCUCUCACUAUUCAAACCUAAUCACAUCUCCACGCCGUUGAAUUCAAGGGUUGCUUUGACG